Molecule: messenger RNA, 4200 nt
Organism: Mesocricetus auratus (golden hamster)
Lineage: Eukaryota; Metazoa; Chordata; Mammalia; Rodentia; Cricetidae
Gene: Piga
Product: phosphatidylinositol glycan anchor biosynthesis class A
Exons: 7
Coding region: 705-2162 (485 amino acids)
Biological process (GO): GPI anchor biosynthetic process
Cellular component (GO): glycosylphosphatidylinositol-N-acetylglucosaminyltransferase (GPI-GnT) complex
Molecular function (GO): phosphatidylinositol N-acetylglucosaminyltransferase activity
Source: RefSeq, a predicted model, not a curated record
CUUGUGCGGUUCUUGUAGUAACGUGGCAGGCUGUGGAGGGAACGAAUCCCACCCGGCCUGAGGCCCGGAAGUCGGGUCCGAGGGUCUCCGGAGUCGAAUGGGACUGAGGGCUCAUUGAGAGCCUGCACCGGUUCGUAGGCUGAGUUUAGUAGAGUGAAGGACUGCAACCUCAGGACGUUUUUUGACUCGUUUUGGGUCUGGCCAGAUCUUGCCUGAUCCUGGAGGGGUGGCUGAUGGACCCGGACUGACCCUCUCUUUGGCGCUAGUGAACCUCUCAGGUAGUCAUGAGGUUGCACUGCCCUGGGACUGGAUUAAAGUAAGAUUCUCUUGAUUCCUCAGCCUGCUCCAAUCCCCCUCGAAGGCUCAGGAGCUUCUACCAAUAAGGGAGCUCCCUGGCCGUGAUCUAGAAUGUUGAGUCUUUUUGACUUUGUCAUUUACGUUUGGGCAGAUUGCGCAACCUGUAACGCUCCAGAGAGAUUUCACCAGAUUUUACAGCAGUCUGCGCUGAAAAGAGGUUCAGAAAAGAGAAGGGAGCAGUUUCAGUAUCAGCAUCCUUGUAUAAGGAAGGAGAAACUGGAUGGUCUGCAGCAUGAGUUCCACAUAACACUUGAAGAGGGUGCUCUCAAGAAGUUCUAGCUCCAGGUGAUGGAAGACAUAUUUCUUAACUGGCUUGCUCUGAGAACUUAUGCCUGAACCACCUCAGCAUGGCCAGUAGAAGAAGAGGUGGGCAUGGCCAGCCUCCCUCAGUGAUGCCCUCUGAGUUUAGCCCCCGAAGUCUUUCCAACAAUAGGACCUGCAUCCACAGUAUAUGCAUGGUGUCUGACUUUUUCUACCCAAACAUGGGAGGUGUGGAAAGCCACAUUUACCAGCUCUCUCAGUGCCUCAUUGAGAGGGGGCACAAGGUUAUAGUUGUCACCCAUGCUUAUGGAAAUCGAAAGGGCAUCCGUUACCUCACCAAUGGCCUCAAAGUUUAUUAUUUGCCUCUCAGAGUCAUGUACAACCAAUCUACAGCCACAACUCUCUUUCAUAGUCUGCCAUUGCUCAGGUACAUAUUUGUUCGGGAGAGAGUUACCAUAAUUCAUUCCCACAGUUCUUUCUCUGCCAUGGCCCACGAUGCUCUCUUCCACGCCAAGACAAUGGGGCUUCAGACAGUCUUCACGGACCAUUCCCUUUUUGGAUUUGCUGAUGUCAGCUCGGUGCUUACAAACAAGCUUCUAACUGUGUCUCUCUGUGACACAAACCACAUCAUUUGUGUCUCUUACACUAGUAAGGAAAACACUGUACUAAGAGCAGCGUUGAAUCCUGAAAUAGUGUCCGUCAUUCCUAAUGCUGUAGACCCUACUGACUUCACUCCAGAACCAUUUAGGAGACAUGAUAGUUUAAUAACGGUUGUUGUUGUCAGCAGACUUGUUUACAGAAAAGGAACUGAUUUGCUUAGUGGUAUAAUACCUGAACUUUGUCAGAAAUAUCAAGAAUUAAAUUUCCUAAUUGGAGGAGAGGGACCAAAGAGAAUUAUUUUGGAAGAAGUGCGGGAAAGAUACCAACUACAUGACAGGGUGCAACUUUUGGGCGCUUUAGAACACAAGGAUGUUAGAAAUGUCUUAGUUCAAGGACAUAUUUUUCUUAACACCUCCCUCACUGAAGCAUUCUGCAUGGCAAUCGUGGAAGCCGCCAGCUGUGGUCUGCAGGUUGUCAGCACGAAGGUUGGUGGGAUUCCUGAAGUUCUUCCAGAAAAUCUUAUUAUAUUAUGUGAACCUUCAGUCAAGUCUUUGUGUGAAGGCCUGGAAAAGGCUAUUUUCCAAGUGAAGUCAGGGACGUUGCCAGCUCCAGAAAAUAUCCACAAUGUAGUAAAGUCUUUCUACACCUGGCGGAAUGUCGCCGAGAGAACUGAAAAAGUGUAUGAGCGUGUGUCAAAGGAAACUGUGUUGCCAAUGCACAAGAGGUUGAACAGGCUCAUCUCUCAUUGUGGCCCGGUGACAGGCUACAUUUUUGCUUUGCUGGCAGUGGUCAGCUAUCUCUUCCUCCUUUUCCUGCAGUGGAUGACUCCAGACUCUAUUAUUGAUGUUGCGGUAGAUGCUACUGGGCCAAGCAGAGCCUGGACUCGUCAAUGUCCCCAUGAUAGGAAACGUAAUGAGAAUGAUAAGGUAUCCAAAAGCAGGUAGAAGCAAGCCCAAGUCCACAAGUCUAGACACUUGCAAUACUCCUGUUAGCAUUUGAAAAUUACCUUGUUCUUUUGUUUUAGGGUUUCAGAGUUGGUUUAGUAAAUUAUGCUACCUCUAUAUCACUCACUACUUUUGUUUUUUUUUUGAAGAAAGAUAAACACUUAUGCAAUUCCUGAGUGUGGAAACUCCUUGCACUUCUUAAAAAUUUUGGGGAGAAUGGUUUAGCCACUCAGGUAUGACAUUUUUCAGAUUACUGAGAUCCCUCUCGCAGAGAUAUUUUAACAUUAUAUUUUGGGAGCCUUGGGUGCUGAAAGGCCAAAUGUUUCUGGAUCUGUUUUGGCCAGUUUUUAACGUUCUACCAUUAAUUCACAUUUACCAGAUGUUUACAAGCUUUCUUUAGGGAGGUACAACAGUUAUGUGAAGUGUUUUAAUUCAAGUUAAUGUAUCCUUCAUUGGACGUUGAAGUCAUGUUCUUCGAUACUUCCUGGGUCCACUCAAGGGUUACAUGUACUCUGAUUUCUUGAGCAAGACCAUCUGUUGGUUGCCAGCAUGUUCGCACACCUACUACAUAUGAAAGUUGAACUAGAUGCUUGGUGAGACUAAGGACUAGUGAACAUGAAGUGGUAAAACAGCAAACAUGCCAAAAUGCUCACGCUACUGAAUGUCAGAAAAUCAUCACUGGCAUACUCCAAGUACCUCUCUGAACCUGUUUAUGCAUUCUCCUAGGAAGAGCCCUUGUCCGUGUGUGUGUGUGUGUGUGUGUGUGUGUGUGUGUGUGUGCGCGUGCGCGCGCGUGUGUGUGUGUGUGUGUGUGUGUGUGUGUGUGUGUGUGAAGAAAUGUUGCUUUUUGAGUUCUAUGGACCGAUACCACUGUUGACACUAGUGCAGGCCAACUCUCUGCUUUUGUAGUGCCCAAUUUAGUCCCCAUAAACACUUUUGUGGUUUCUGAGCACAACAGAAGAUGUGUGCCAUCUCAAAAGCAGCUGCUACCCUGUCUUCUCUGGAAGCCCCUCCCCAUUUCUAUGGCCUAGCUGAUCUCUGAUGAGUGCUGCCAGUGUAUGGAAAGGUUUUCCUCCAGCGUGGUUUAUUUAUAGAGUAUCAAGUCUGAAAGGUUCAGAGCACGCAGCCUCUUUGUGGGUGGAAUUUCUCAGUUGUAGUCAAAUCAUCCAGAGCCAUGGGUUGUUUAAUCCCAAAUUACCUGUGAUAUGUAUUAUUCAUCCUUUGAACUCUUUUGCAUGAGUUUUUGUGGGAAAAGGAUGGAAAUAACAGCAGCAAGGCACUUGUGGGCGUUCGAUUCUAUCAGUAUUGUGUAUUGUGAUUCUGUACUGGAUUUUUUAAUGGUGACAUUUGCAAGAUUUUUUAAAGAGUAUCUUAACAUGCCUAUUGCCUGGUUGCCACUGAUUUAAAAGAGAUAUAUUUGUGUUUUGUUUAUAUGAAAACAGAAAUGCUAGAGAGUACUUUUUAAAAUACAGAAGCUAGGGUUUCUUUUAUUGGAGAAAAAUGACCUGGUCCCGACUGUUCAGCCUUUGAAACUUAAUGCAUUGAGACAGAUAGCAAACAGUGCCAAUAUUCUGGUAAACUGAGACAUGUGAAACACUUGGCUUUAUUUAUUUUAUACUACCAUUUCUUGUUUUAUGUUUGCUUCUAGUUUUUGCCAAAAUUGUUAUUGAAUGCUUCAGGUGUUCUUUAUUUAAGAUAAAAAUAGAAUUGAGAAUUAAUUUGCUCUUGUGUGUAAAUGUGUAAUAUAUGAAUUAAAAUUAUUUUCUCUAUUUUGAAUAAGUGAAAAUAAACUUAUUUGUAUGACAGAAAUCAUUUUCGUGCUUCCUGGAUACCUUAAUUAUAACUGUCAACGUUGCACUAGUCAGUAUGUGGAAACUCUGUUCCACCCUGCUACCCAUAAUUACUUAAAAGUGAAAUUAACAUGGAUGAGGAAUUUGCUGAAAAGGCACUGUAUUCUUUUGAUGUUACAGUCACACACAUAACACGGGUCUGUUAAAACAUGAUCGUGUCCAAUAAUAAAGACAAGAAUGAUCUUUUA